GAGCCGGCGGAGCAGCGGGCGGCCGCUCGGCUCUGUUCUGCGGCACCGGCCCCGGGCAGAGCCCGGCACCCGCCGCCCUCCCGCCGCUCCCCGCCCGGGCCGGCUCCGGUGACGGGAGCCCAUGGUGUCGAGCACCGCGACUCGCACCGGCCGCGGCGCCCGCCCGCCCAGCGCGGAGCCCGGUCCGGAGCGGAGCAGAGGAGGGGCCGAUUAGCAGCCGCCGGGGAGCGGUGGGAUGCCGGAGGGACACAAAGCCGCCGGGGGAAGCAGCCCUCGGCUCGUCCCGGGAUGGGGGCGCGGUGCCGGCUCCGCCUGAUGGUGCCUUGGGGCUCCGUCGCGCUCUUCCUCCUGCUGCUGCCCGCGGCCGAGCCCAUCUGCCCCGAGCCGUGCGACUGCCAGCAGCACCAGCACCUCCUGUGCACCAACCGGGGCCUGCGCUCCGUGCCCAAGGCCGCCGAGCCCCAGGAUGUGCUCACCUACAGCCUGGGAGGCAACUUCAUCGCAAACAUCUCUGCCUUUGACUUCCACCGCUUGGCCGGGCUCCAGCGCCUGGACCUGCAGUACAACCGGAUCCGCUCGCUGCAUCCCAAGGCCUUUGAGCGCUUGGGCCGGCUGGAGGAGCUCUACCUGGGCAACAACCUGCUGCCUACACUGGCCCCCGGCACGCUCAGUGCUCUGGCCAAGCUGCGCAUCCUCUACGUGAAUGCCAACGAGAUUGGCCGCCUCAGUGCCGCCUCCUUCUCUGGCCUCAGCAGCCUGGUCAAGCUGCGCCUGGACGGCAACGAGCUGGGCUCGCUGGGCGACUCCACCUUCUCGGGGCUGCCCAAUUUGCUCUACCUGCAUCUGGAGUCCAACCGGAUCCGCUGGCUGAGCCGUGGGGCGUUCACCGGCCUGGCCAGACUGCGCUUCCUUAACCUCUCUGGGAACCAGCAGAGCUCCCUUCGCCACCCGGAACUCUUUGGCCCGCUGCAUUCCCUGCACACCCUGCUGCUGGCCAGCAACAGCCUGCAGCAGCUGGCAGGGGGGCUUUUUCGGCACCUGUCCGCCUUGGCCAAGCUCUCACUCAGUGGCAACCGGCUGGCUCACCUGGCACCAGACACCUUCACGGGGCUGGGCUCGCUGAAAGAGCUGCGCCUCGAGGGUAACCAGCUGAGCCAUAUUCCUGCCACGCUUCUGGAGCCGCUCAGCAGCCUGGAGGUGCUGGAUCUGAGCCGCAAUGCGCUGACUGCCUUGCACGCCACCACUUUUGGUCGUCUCGGCCACCUGCGGGAGCUCAGCCUGCGAGACAACGCACUGGCCACGCUCCCCGGUGAGGUCUUCACCUCCAGCCCGGCUCUCUACCGCCUGGAGCUGGAAGGGAACGCCUGGAGCUGCGACUGCCGCCUCCGCGGCCUCAAGCACUGGCUGGGGGCCUGGCACUCGCAGGGCCGCCUGCUCACCGUCUUCGUGCAGUGCCACCUGCCGCCUGCCUUGGCUGGCAAGUACCUCGACUACCUGCAGGACAGCCAGCUGCCGCCGCCACCCGACGGCAGCGCCUGCCUCGACGGCGCCUCUCUCUCCGCAUCCCCACCGCCGGCCGCUGAGGGGCUGGGUGCCAAUAGCAGCAGGGCCGCGGGGUUGGCUCGUGGGCCCCCGGGCGCGCCUCCUCCGUCUGCCUCCACUGCCCGCCUGCUGCAGGCGCCUGAAGACGAGACGGCGGCAUCACAGGGCGCGGCGGAGGCUCCCAGCCCCACGCCGCCGCCUGCUCGCCCCAAGGCCUGGGGGCCGGUACCACCCAGCGUGGCCUGGCCACGGCGCGGUGGCAAGCCCCGCUCUGUGCCAUCCUCCGGCGUGCCACCGCUGGUGUCUGACCCGUGCGACUUCAACAAGCUGUUCCUCUGCAACCUGUCGGUGGAGGCGGUGGGCUCCAGCUCGGUGACGGUGCGCUGGGCAGUGCGGCCUCACCGCAGCCCCCGCCUGCUGGGCCCCGCGCGCUUCCGCCUGCUCUUCGACCGCUUCGGCGCGGCCGUCAAGUUCCAGCGCUUCGUCUAUCUGCCGGAGCGCGGCGAGCCAGCCGCCACGCUGCGAGAGCUGCGCCCGGACACCCCCUACCUUGUGUGCGUCGAGGGUGUGCUCGGCGGCCGCGUGUGCCCAGUGGCGCCGCGGGACCACUGUGCGGGGCUGGUCACCCUGCCCGAGGGCGGUGCGGCGGCGGCGGGCGGGCCCCGCGGCCCCGACCAGCAGCUCCUCACGCUGGUGCUGCUGGCGGUCAACGCGCUGCUGCUCUUUGCUGCGCUGGCCGCCUGGGCCUCCCGCCUGCUUCGGAAGAAGGUGCUGGGGCGGCGGAGGCGGAAGGCGGCUCCCGUUCAUGUACGGCAGCUCUACUCCACCCGCCGGCCGCUCCGCUCCAUGGGCACCGGUGUGUCCGCCGACUUCUCGGGCUUCCAGUCCCACCGUCCACCCCGUGGUGCUGCUUGUGCACUCAGCGAGGCCGACCUCAUAGAGUUCCCCUGCGAGCGCUUUGUAGACAGUGGCAGCACCCGGCAUGCUGAUGACCACCUGCUGCAGCGCUUCGCCGACUGAGCUGCUGUAUUACAGCUCCCGGCUGCCCUGUGCCUGAAGGCCUGCCUCCCAUCUGGCCUGCCUGGAGCUGCAGCGGAUGAGGCGACCAUUGGUCGGUGAGGGAGCGGUGCAUCUCCCUAAGGUCACGGCCUGCAAGCGGGAGAGCUGCGGUGUUGCCGCUGCCUUCACCCACCACCUGGCUCAUAGCCCAAGCAGGGGACUAUUGGCAGUGGAGGGCUUGUUUGCUCACCUUCGAGGUCUGUUUCCUUGCAAACCAUCACUAACCCAUUAAAACAACUCAUCUGUGACCUUAACCGUGCCUUGGUGUGAGGGAA
Molecule: messenger RNA, 2876 nt
Organism: Tympanuchus pallidicinctus (lesser prairie-chicken)
Lineage: Eukaryota; Metazoa; Chordata; Aves; Galliformes; Phasianidae
Gene: TRIL
Product: TLR4 interactor with leucine rich repeats
Exons: 1
Coding region: 289-2562 (757 amino acids)
Cellular component (GO): extracellular region
Molecular function (GO): protein binding
Source: RefSeq, a predicted model, not a curated record